Molecule: messenger RNA, 510 nt
Organism: Rotaria sp. Silwood1
Lineage: Eukaryota; Metazoa; Rotifera; Eurotatoria; Philodinida; Philodinidae
Source: the annotation of a GenBank genome assembly
AUGAAUACUGGCAGAGUAUUUUUAGGAAAGAAAGAGUAUGAUAAUUCAUUAGAUUAUUUUGCAAAAGCCCUUGAAAUGUAUAAAGGUGUGCUGCCCGAACAACAUCAUUCAAUUGCUCGAUGCUUAUGUAAUAUUGGUUGCGUAUACGAAGAUCAACUUAAUUUCAAUCGUGCACUUGAGUUCUACCGCCAGACAUACGAAAUGAAUGAAAAAGAAGCUAUGGAUGUUUGUAUCAAGAAGUUAGCUGAACAGCGAGUGAAUCUACCACAAAAUCAUCCUCGAAUCGGACAUACACGAGAAACCAUUGGUAAUAUAUACAGUGAAACGGAUAAUGCUCAAGCACUUGUAUUCUAUCAUGAAGCACUAACGAUAUUUGAGCGUUGCAUGCCAUCUGAACCAAAAGCUACAGCCGACUGUUUAGAACAUAAUAGUACUGUAUACUCCAAUCUAGGUACAUUUGAUGAGGCAUUAAAAUAUCGAAAUAAAGCAUUGGAUAUAUUAGGUUGGUAA